Molecule: messenger RNA, 831 nt
Organism: Papaver somniferum (opium poppy)
Lineage: Eukaryota; Viridiplantae; Streptophyta; Magnoliopsida; Ranunculales; Papaveraceae
Product: F-box/kelch-repeat protein At3g23880-like
Exons: 2
Coding region: 1-831 (276 amino acids)
Source: RefSeq, a predicted model, not a curated record
AUGAUAUCUGAAUUCGACGACGAUAAGUUACACAAUGUAAUCCACUCCAUAAGCUAUGAUCCAUUAUCUUUUUCUUCGAAUGAAUUUCAUUUGUAUGGUGUGGAAAUUGAGUCAACAGAAACAAUUCUUUGGAAUCCCCACAGUGAUGAAUACAAGGAAUUACCCAAAUCUCCAAAUAAAUCUGUGGACCGAAUUAGGUCUCCAUAUGCUUUUGGUUAUGAUUACAGUGCUGGUUAUUACAAAGUGAUAUGCUUGGAUGACGUUGACGAUGGUUCUUCAGUUGAUGUUUAUACGAUUGGUCCAAAUUUAUGGAAAAGCACUCGAAUCAUCCCUCACCGGAUGUAUCCGGUGGAAGAGCCUGGAGUACUUCUUAAUGGAGUUUUUCAUUGGCUAGGUUACAUGACUGACAAUUAUUCUGAUGUUAUAAUCUCUCUGGAUAUCAGCGGUAAGAAAUUCAAAGCAUUGCAACCACAAAAAGUAUCUUUAGAGAAAAAGCAAUGUGGGUUGAGUGCUGGAGUGUUGAAAGACUGCAUUUCUGUACUUUGUUCUGGUAUUAAUGUUGAAGUACGAGUGAUGCAGGAUUAUGGAGUUCAAGAAUCUUGGACCAGAUAUUAUACUAUAACCCAUGAGGGAAUUCCGAGAGCCUAUACUUUGAAGCUCAUGUGGUCUUUCAGCAGUGGGGAGAUUCUAUUCGCGACCGGUGGUCGUUAUCUUGCUGAUCUGGUUCUGUAUGACCCAAACGAUGGAAGUGCUAGAAAACCAAAUAUGCAUGUAGAGAACCAAAUAUUCCCAUUUCAGAAUGGGAUGAAUGCAAUUGUCUUGAAAGCUUAG